CAGAGUAUAACUCAGAGGCCGGUAGGAUCGAUGCUACAGCAUGUCUGCUUGAUGGCUGUCCUAACAGUACAUUCUGGUCUAAUGAAGUAUACAAAUUUUCCGUGUGCCUGGAUAGGACUAGAAUAGCAAGCACACUCAGUUUUCAGCACAUGACGACUACAGAAGCCGACCCUCAGGACUCUAUCAAUCUCAUAGUUAUUAUUGUUGUCAUCGCCUGCAUGGUACUUCUAAUAUCCACUGUCUCUGUUGUGAUAUGUAUUGUGUUGAAAAGAAGAAAACAAACAGAUAACAAUCUAAACACAGAAGAAGAUAUUGCACUCAAUGACUCAGAUAAGAGAGGUUUGAGAAAUAAGGAUGAAAAUGAGAAAUAUUUCAACAUCAGGGAAAACCAUCAUGCACUGACUCCAAAAACACGAGGAAAUGUUAAAAUAUCUCAUGAAGAUGAGGAUACACGACUCAUUAGCGAUACAGACGAAAGAGAGAACUACACAAAUAUCAAUUUUGAUAUUUCACGUGUGUGGGUGAUUGUCACUAAAGACACGAUUCAAACUGCAAAAUUACUACAGCCAAUAAUCCAAAGGUAUGGCGUCUCUAAGCUUGCCUACAUUAACAAUAUACCAGGGAGUUGGAAAGCCGAAUUAAAUCAAAAAGACAUCAUGAUAUUCCGCUCCGGUUACUUUUCAGCUGGAGAACAAAUCACAAAAGAUUUUGAUGAACUUUUUGAUCAUUUAAAAAUUCAUACGGAACUCUGUAUAGUGUUUGAAAUUACUAAACAAAAUUGGCAAAGUCUGAGAAAAGAUAUGAAAUUGAUCCGAAGUGCUAAGGUGAUUCAGAUUUCAGAAUGAACGAAAGAGGUAAUAUUACCCAACGUUUGACUAUACACAGUCAGAUGUAGGACCGGUCGGUUAGAGAAAUGAAUACAGAUUUUAUUUUUACUGAGCCUUACAUUUAGGACGACUUGAGCUGAACUCUGAUAUAUUGAAACAAAUUCAGUGAUAUCAAGUG
Messenger RNA from Saccostrea cuccullata (small rock oyster), 1005 nucleotides. RefSeq lists its product as uncharacterized. The transcript has 7 exons. Lineage: Eukaryota; Metazoa; Mollusca; Bivalvia; Ostreida; Ostreidae. The record is from RefSeq and is a predicted model, not a curated record. Bases 150 to 845 code for a protein of 231 amino acids.